Cuculus canorus (common cuckoo) is the source of this 2412-nucleotide messenger RNA. RefSeq names its product ankyrin repeat and SOCS box containing 3 (gene ASB3). Bases 445 to 2094 code for a protein of 549 amino acids. The transcript is spliced from 9 exons. Gene Ontology annotation, molecular function: protein binding. The record is from RefSeq and is a predicted model, not a curated record. Gene Ontology annotation, biological process: intracellular signal transduction. NCBI's taxonomy places the organism in Eukaryota, Metazoa, Chordata, Aves, Cuculiformes, Cuculidae.
UUCCAGAACUGGACACAAUAGUCCAGAUGAGGUCUCACAGAGAGGAAUAGAGCGGCAGAAUCACCUCCCUCGACCUGCUGUCUAUGUUGCUUCUGAUGUAGCCCAGGACAUGGGUGGCCACCGGGGCUGCGAGCGCACAUUGCUGGCUUAUGUCAAGCUUCUCAUCCACCAGCACCCCCAAGUCCUUCUCCACAGGGCUGCUCUCAAUCACAUCAUACCUCAUCCUGUACUGAAACGUGGAUUGCCCUGACCCAGGGGUAGGACCUUGCACUUGGCCUUGUUGAACCUCAUGAGGUUCUCACAGCCCAUGGCAGGGGCGUUGGAACUGGGUGGGCUUUAAGGUCCCUUCCAACCCAAACAAUUCUGUGAAUCUGUGUACUAACAGACAUCUCUUCUCCCUCUUUCCCUUUCUUCUUUCCUCCUGCAGGUUUGCCAUAAGCAAGGAUGGAUUUCACGGAGGCGUACUCUGAUCGAUGUUCUGUCGUUGGGCUUGCAGUCAGAGAAGGAAAUGUUAAAAUGCUGAGGAAACUAAUUAAGCAGGGAUACAGCAUUGACGUUCAAGAUAACAGAGGGUGGAUGCCGAUCCACGAAGCAGCAGCUCACAAUUUCAGUGAAUGUCUGAGGGUGCUGGUUAAUGCAGCUUCAUCUGAUGACUACAUAAAUUCCAAGACUUUUGAUGGGUUGUGUGCCCUGCACCUCUCUGCACGCCAUGGGUCUUUGCAAAGUCUUCGUGUUCUUCUGGAAGCUGGGGCAGACCCCAAUCAAGUUACCACCGAAGAGACCACUGCACUGUUCCUAGCUGUUGAAAAUGGACACACAGACAUUGUAAAGUUUCUGAUCCAACAUGGAGCAAAUGUUAAAGGACUGCAUUCUUGGUCUGGAUGGAAUUCUUUGCACGAAGCUUCUUUUCAGGGAUACACUGAGAUAAUGGAAAUACUCCUGGAGAAAGGAGCAAGCAAGGAAUGUAAAGAUAACUUUGGAAUUACACCUUUGUUUGUUUCUGCUCAGUAUGGAAAGCUGGAGAGUUUAAGACUGCUUGUAUCCCAUGGUGCGGAGGUGAAUUGUCAAGCCAAGGAUAAAGCCACCCCCCUGCUGAUUGCUGCACAGGAGGGCCACACCGAAUGUGUGGAACUGCUCUUAUCAAAAGGGGCAGAUCCAAACCUCUACUGCAACAACGAUAACUGGCAGUUACCUAUUCACGCAGCAGCUCAAAUGGGCCAUAAAAGGAUAUUGGAGUUACUAAUACCAAUUACUGAUCGGAUUUGUGACAAAGGCGAAGGCAAAGUGAGCCCUGUGUACUCAGCAGUUUAUGGUGGUAAUAAAGAAUGUUUGGAAAUGUUACUUAGAGAAGGCUACAGUCCAGAUGCUCAAGAGUGCCUUAAAUUUGAUUGCGUGUCUCCCAUGUGUAUGGUCUUCCAAAAAAAGUUAUUUUCUUUCAUUGAUAUUUUCCUGAAAUAUGGGAUCACCUUACUUGGGAUUAAUUUGGGAUAUUGCCUGUUCCAUGAAAAGUUUACUUUGUUCCAACGCUUCUUGAAGCUGGGCUGUUUACUGCCUUCUGGAGACCAGUUAUUGGAGUUCGUACGUUACACAGUUAAAGCGCAUGAGGAGUACAAGGAGUGGCUGCCUUAUCUACUCUUGGCUGGUUUUAAUCCAGUGAAUUUAAUGCACAGAUUCUGGAUUUUCUCUGUGAGCGAGAGUGCCCUUAAUUUCAUCCUGGAGUUCACGGACUGGAAGAGGCUUCCUCCACAUGUACAGAGAGACCUUUCAGACUACAAAGAGAAGUUCACAUGGACUCCUAAGAGCCACUUUGCCUCCAUUCCUUCCCUCUCUCAUCUUUGUCGUCUUGAGAUCCGGUCCGUUUUAACAAGUGAACAUUUGCGAUCAGACCAGUUUAUCCGAGAACUGCCGUUGCCAACUUAUCUCCAGGACUACCUUCUCUACUUAGACGUACUGCGUGCCAACUCUAUUCUGGGAGCCGAGGAUUAUCUGGGGCAGAGAGAGGAGGGAGCUACCUCUACCAGUCACUCCAGUGCUGAAGAUGCAGAGAGGAGGGACAUAACGCCGGUGCAAGGUGACGGUGCUGCCAGUGACUGAGCUCCGUGGCUGCAGAUUUCAUAAUGGCAAUUAGCAGACAUUGGAGAAGAACUACUGUAAAUAACUGUUUGUAGUAAAAAGUCUUUUCAUGCUGUAAUUUUAUACUAUGUUUAGAAGCUUGCUAUUAGUUCUAUGGUUUACAUGUUUAAAAAGCCUGUCGUAGCUUUCUAAGUCUGUGAACAUAUUCUGGUUCUGAAAAGAAAUUUUUCACUCUUACGGAGUAAAAUUACCUUGUUCAAUGAACAUAGCUUAUAUCGUGGUUGAAAUCUAUUUGGUCAGACACUGUUAGUAAAUGCUUUAUUUUAAGGGACCGCACAU